GGUCAAUGCGCUGGCGCAUCUCGGUUCAGUGUAAAUCUGACGCGCGGUAGACUCACACGUACGGACCUCGGUGACCCAUCAUGAAUCCUACACUGUUUACGUUACUUAUAGCAAGUACUUCCGUAUUCUGUGGAGACCAAUACUUACAAAAGCGAGAGAAAAUCAUUCAAGAUGAACGCAGACUCUCGCUCGGAGGAAACAUCGAAUUGAAUGACAAAGAAGAAGCUGUGAAUAAAUGUAUCAUGAAACAUAAACACAACGAACUUGACUAUGCAUUUGAUAGCCCCCAGUUUUUCAACUUUAGUCAUCACUUCUUCUUCUACAGAGAAAAUAUACCAAACUCAAAAGUUUUUAAAAUAAUUAAAAAUAUGCCCAAAGGAGCAGUGUUGCAUGUUCACGAUAUGGGGAUCCUGGGCCCGGAUUAUCUCUUGAAUAUCACAUAUAUGGAAAAUCUUUAUGUGUGUCUUGAAGAUAAUAUCCAAUUUAAAUUUUCCAACAAGACUCCAAGUUCGGUCUGUUCAAGCAAAUGGAUAUUAAUGCGCGAUGCGAGAAGAAACACCAAGGAUAUUACAGAAUUUGAUGCCCGAUUGAGGAAUCGUUUCACGCUCGUUGUAGACAAUCCUGAUGAAGUAUAUCCCAGCAUAACACAAAGCUGGGGCGCGUUCAUGGACUACUUCGGCACGGUGGCCCCGCUGGUGUCCUACAGACCCGUGUGGGAGCAAUACUUCUACGACACCCUGCUGAAGUUUAGAAACGAAAAUAUAAUGUACGUAGAAGUUAGAAGUAUCUUACCAAACCUUUACGAACUCGAUGGCACUGAGUACGACCAAUUGGUUACAGCUAAAGCAUAUCGUAAAGCAACAUUGAAAUUUAUCCAAGAUUAUCCUGACUUUAUAGGCGCGAAACUAAUAUACGCACCUUCCAGAAAAGUAGACAACGCAACAAUUAGUAAAUACCUGAAUGUAGCUAGAAGAAUUAAAGAAGAUAUGCCUGAAUUUUUCGCUGGAUUCGAUUUGGUAGGGCAAGAGGACCUCGGGGAACCUUUGAUUGAAUUCGCUCCUCAAUUGGCCGCUGCAGCAGGUGAAUUCAACUACUUCUUCCACGCUGGGGAAACUGAUUGGUGUGGAAGCACAACCGAUGAAAAUCUAAUCGACGCCGUGCUUUUAGGAGCCAAACGUAUCGGCCACGCGUAUGCUUUACCCAAACACCCAGUGCUAAUGAGAGAAGUUGUGAAUAAAGAUAUAGGUUUGGAAGUGAAUAUUAUAUCAAAUAACGUUUUGUCUCUAGUACGAGAUGUGAGGAACCAUCCAUUAAACGUGUUCCUGGCUAAUGGCCUGCCUGUGGUGCUGUCGAGUGAUGACCCCGGAGCUUGGGAAGCCGGCGUCCUUUCUGAUGAUUACUAUGUGGCGUUCGUGGGAGUCGCCAGUAGGACAGCGGAUCUGAAGAUGCUGAAGGCAUUGGCUAUCAACUCGCUCAAAUACAGCGUUUUAGAUUCAAAAGAAAAGACUGACGCUUUGAAUAGAUUUAAUUUGCGUUGGAAAGAAUUUGUAAAUAACUUUGACUGUUCUUCUUAUUGAUAUGAAUAAGUAAUAAAAUAGUCUAAUUAUGACCAACAAAA
Molecule: messenger RNA, 1618 nt
Organism: Plodia interpunctella (Indianmeal moth)
Lineage: Eukaryota; Metazoa; Arthropoda; Insecta; Lepidoptera; Pyralidae
Gene: Adgf
Product: adenosine deaminase 2-like
Exons: 1
Coding region: 81-1577 (498 amino acids)
Biological process (GO): adenosine catabolic process; inosine biosynthetic process
Molecular function (GO): adenosine deaminase activity
Source: RefSeq, a predicted model, not a curated record